AUGACCACAGAUGACGACCGAAGAGAUGAAAUCAGGUGCCCUGAAAGUGUUACCACUGCAGCCCAAUACCAGAUGACUCGGCAAUCUUCAGACGUAAAAGAUGAUGGAGGUAGUCCACGAAUAACAAAUAUAAUCCAUCACUACAGCACAGAUAUCACAGAGACUUCAAAACCAAAAGACAAGCAGCUGCCAAACGUUCUCCCUUCUGCCGAGUUUAUCACCAUCGACAGUCCAACUAACAACAGCAAAAGUGCCUUAAUGAAUGGUGGUCUGAACAUUCGGAGUCCAGUAUCUUCAAACACAGAGCCUGAACAAGUAAAGUACUUCUGCCCAGAUAGUACACACCAGUUAGAUGACAACAUAUCAAACCAGAUGAGAGUAGAGGCCCAAGACAUUCCAGAUGUGUGUCCCAAAAACUCAGGGUCAAGUCAUUCAUUUAUUCGUCAGCAGAGCCAGGAAGGUCCUUGCCAGGAGGAUGACAGAGUUUCCCUGACGUCGCACCAGAGCAACACUUCCUAUGUUAAUCUUCCCGAUCAGGUGCAUGGCAUUGCAAGACAUACAUCAGUAAACCUACGUCGUCAAGAUAGUACAAGUCCCACCCCAGUGGGUCUGCGAGGGCAAGACAACAUGAGUCCUAUCCCAGUGGGCUUACAUCAUCAGGAUAGCAUAAAUCUUCCACCAAAAGGCUUGCACCACAAAGAUCGAAUGAGUCCUACCCUGAAAAGCUUUCAAAGGCAAGACAGCCUCAGUCCAACCCCCUCUUUGCCUCAUAUUCUUCCAGCUUCAAAUAAGCCACAUGUUCCAUCUCCGUCGACAUUCUGCCCGAAUAAAACACCUCAAUAUGGUAUGCAUCAGAGACAGCCACACACUAAGCAACAUCAGCACCCUGGACCUCAAGGAUGCUUACACCAUCAUGGGCAUCGUAAUGGCUUUGAAAAGCAGCAACAGGAUCGCAAUCACCAAACACACCUAGAAUAUCGCCAAAGGCUGCCAGUACAAGAGACAGAAAGAGGGAUUACACAAUACUGCAAUACAGAUUCUACAGAACUCCACCAAGCAGGUCCUUACUGCCACCAGCCAUCGCACCCUCGACAACACUCAGAGCCUCAGGGACACCUAGGGCAUCAACAAACCCCAUCAAAUCAAAUGCAUCAUCGCGGGUAUCAAGGUAGAGCUUAUCCGCAGCAGAAUCUGCACAGUGUACCUCAUCAAAACCCGCCGUACAGAUACCCGUCCCCCGAGUACAAUUUACCAGACCAGCACUCGUCACCUCAUUAUCAUCACUCCAGGGACUACCAGUAUACAAUACCCUUUCAAGAAGAGGGCUGGCGUGGAGGACACUCACAGCUUCCUGCUGCAGAGCAGCACCAACUGCAGUGCAUUAGGGAGGAGCCUAGCAGUGACCCCUUGGGAGGAGCAGAUCCCAAAUCCUGCAUAGCAGAAACCAACUGUGAUGACGAGGGGGAAAGGGCGCACGACGAAUCUUCUCAUGGUAAGUCGGCAUCUGAGAUACUCAACAACAAGGAACACAAAUGGGAGAGGACUUGGUGA
This is a messenger RNA of Macrobrachium nipponense, 1551 nucleotides long. RefSeq lists its product as uncharacterized. NCBI's taxonomy places the organism in Eukaryota, Metazoa, Arthropoda, Malacostraca, Decapoda, Palaemonidae. Bases 1 to 1551 code for a protein of 516 amino acids. The transcript is spliced from 3 exons. The record is from RefSeq and is a predicted model, not a curated record.